This is a messenger RNA of Darwinula stevensoni, 336 nucleotides long. The record is from the annotation of a GenBank genome assembly. NCBI's taxonomy places the organism in Eukaryota, Metazoa, Arthropoda, Ostracoda, Podocopida, Darwinulidae.
AUGCUUUUCCCAUGCGCAGGGAGAUCCAAGAUGAACGCCCCCAAGAAAGGCACGAGUAGCUCCAAAGCCGGGAAAACUCCAGAAGAAAUUGUCGAGGGGUUCAACAGGCUACGUCAGGAGCAGCGAAAUCUGAUCAAUAAAAUCAGCGAGCUUGAGAAUGAUGCCACUGAACAUAGGUUGGUGAUAGACACUCUUGCUGGUGUUGAUGAGAACAGAAGGUGCUUCAGAUUAGUUGGUGGAGUUCUUGUUGAGAGGACUGUGAAAGAAGUUUUCCCUGCCCUUCAGACCAACAGGGAGCAGGUAUAUAUGUUUCUUUCAAGCUUACUAACUGGUUGA